AUGGCAGCUCUCCCUCUUUGUAAUCCAAUCCCUGGCUCACGCGGUCAUUAUGCAUGGAUACUCCGAGGCCAAUCAACUUGGCCUGCAUUCCCACGUCAUGGUGCAACCGUACGCUUAAAAGAAUUUGUUGUCCGAAAUACAAAGUUCAGAAUUUGUGCCCUGAAUUCAAGAUGUUUGUACUCUGCAAAUGAUGUGGGUUGGUGUGCAUUGGUUCUCUCCUCCAAUAAAACCAAACAUUUUAUGCGUUUUGUUGAUGAUAGGCUGGACAAUGCCAAUGCGGUUGUAAGAUUAGUCAUGGAAUUGAGAAAGCUCCUUCGUUGGCAAGCAUACAACGCGUCCAUUAAACAAAAAGUGUGUCUAGACCAGGGAAGGCAGAUCGGAGCAUUUGUGGGUUUGUUUGCAUGCUAG
Molecule: messenger RNA, 408 nt
Organism: Lobosporangium transversale
Lineage: Eukaryota; Fungi; Mortierellomycota; Mortierellomycetes; Mortierellales; Mortierellaceae
Exons: 1
Coding region: 1-408 (135 amino acids)
Source: RefSeq, a predicted model, not a curated record